AUGGGCCUGGCCAGGAUCAGCGUAGAUGUUAUCAUGGCUGGACCGAGGCGGGCGAGCGUCCAGUCCGCCGCGGACGUGGUGGCCAUCGAGGGGGCGGAGCACCUCAAGGCCAAGGAGGGCAAGAUUGUGGACUUCUUCGUCUACGUGGACAGCGACGGCCUCGGCGCGGAGGAGUGCCGCCCGCGGCAGGCGCUGAGGAUGUCGUUGACCCACUCGCAGGCCAACAACACCUUCAAGAGCAGCCCGCAGUGGUCCGAGUUCCUGGCGGAUUCGGAAUACUACCCCGCCCUCGAGAGCGAGCUCGGCGUGCUCGUCCGGAAGUACGCCUGGCCGCUGCCCUUCGCCUUGGUGGAGCUGUGGGGCCACCCCGACGACCUUGCGGCCGCGGCGGUGAAGCUGGUCUCCAAGGACCGCCAGCACGCCGAAGGACGGCGACGAACAGAAGGACGGCUCCGAGGCCUUCGAGCUGCGCUUGCUCAUGCCGGAGGCCGACCUGGCCAAGGCGGAGCACCUGCCGGCGAACCCCAAGGUGUCAGGCGCUCCCGUCAUGUCGCGGCCGCUGCCGUGCCGCAGCCUGACGCUCACGGCGGCCCCGCGGGGACGUGCGAGGAGGGCGUGAAGGAGUUCCUCAAGGGCCCGAGACGACCGUCCGCCGCAGAGGUUCUGAGCGCCCCGCCAGCAGGCGACGGCGCGGCCUGA
This is a messenger RNA of Prorocentrum cordatum, 699 nucleotides long. NCBI's taxonomy places the organism in Eukaryota, Dinophyceae, Prorocentrales, Prorocentraceae. The record is from the annotation of a GenBank genome assembly.